AUCCUCCAUCCGUCAAGGAUUGCGCUCUACCUGCUACCGGACCCUAGCAUCUCUUGAGGGAAGGGCAGACGACGACUGAUUGCCACAGAUUCACAUUUGUUUGGCAGACAACAUUUUUAGCCCUCGUUCUAGAGUAUAACAUCCCCGCCGCUCACUUCUGUUGCGCUCUCAUCACUUGGUUGCAUUGAGGUGAUAUAAAGGAGCGAGAUGAUGAUCCAGCUCGGAGUCUAAUGCAUUUUUGCUCAUUGACCAUCUUGUUGCUCCGGACUUACAUGAUCGGCAAUGGGAGAUAUUGAUUCGCAAGGGAGCGACGCGUUUUAUUUCUAAAGGAUGUUUCCAAGUAUGUGGGAAAAAUAGCCAUAGCUGUCAGAGUGCAAGGCCAAAUGACAUAGGAUGAAGGCUAUUCGUAAUCUGUUGAUUUAUAUAUUUUCCACCUAUCUCCUGGUUAUGUUUGGAUAUACUGGCGGCCAAGAUUUCUGGUGUUCCACACUGGUGAAAGGAGUUAUCUAUGGAUCUUACUCGAUGAAUGAAAUGUUCCCCAAGAACUUCACAAACUGCACGUGGACGUUGGAGAACCCUGAUCCCACCAAAUACAGCAUCUACCUAAAACUUGACAAACAAGAAAUAAGCUGCUCGGAGUUCUCCCUGCUGGCUUACCAGUUCGAUCACUUCUCUCACGAGAAGAUCAACGAGCUGUUGAGGAUCAACGAGUCCAUCGUGCACCUGUGCGACGACGCCAAGAAUAUUCACGUGUUUUUGCAUUACGACAAGAAUUUUGUGCAGCUCCGGAGGGCGUUUCCAUACGAUUACAAUGGAUUGCCGACGAAGAAGAUGGAUGAAGAGGAAAGGUCGGUGGUGGAGUUUGUGGUUUUGAACAAGGCGAGCCCCAGUCAGUUUGGAUGUCAGGUGUUGUGCACGUGGUGCAAAGACGAGUCGUGUGGAAUAGUCUACACCAAAUGCUCGUGUCCGCAGCAUUUAGGCGACGGGGAAUCUGAAAGCGUGCUGAUGCUCAGUAACGUGGUGUUGCCUUUAAAUCCUCAAACCGAAGGAUGCCUGACUCCUCAGGUGCGCUCGGCGCAGGUGUGCAACCUGAGCGCGGAGGUGCGGCGCCCGUCCAAGGAGGAAUAUGGAAUGAUCGGAGAACAUACUGUUAAAAGUCAGCGACCGAGAUCAGUACUUGACACAAAGAACCUACAGGAGCGAGAUGAGUCUGCUAAAUUUAUGGCACAAACUGGUGACCCUGGUGCUGAGGAGUGGUCCCAGUGGAGCUCUUGCUCAGUUACAUGCGGUCAAGGGUCGCAGGUGCGAACAAGAACGUGUGUCUCACCUUAUGGAUCACACUGCAGCGGCCCUUUAAGAGAAUCCAGGGUGUGCAAUAACACUGCCCCCUGCCCAGUGCACGGCGUGUGGGAGGAGUGGUCCCCGUGGAGCCUUUGCUCUUUCACCUGCGGGCGGGGUCAUCGCACCCGCACUCGGAUGUGCACUCCGCCCCAGCACGGAGGAAGGGCUUGCGACGGACCCGAGACCCAAAGCAAGCUCUGCAACAUUGCUCUCUGCCCAGUGGACGGACAGUGGCAGGAGUGGAGCGCUUGGAGUGAUUGCUCAGUGACCUGUUCCAACGGGACACAGCAGAGGAAGAGGCAAUGCUCGGCAGCCGCACACGGAGGAUCUGAGUGUAGAGGACACUGGGCGGAGAGCAGAGAAUGCUCUAAUCCUGAGUGUACAGCAAAUGGGCAAUGGAACCCUUGGGCACCAUGGAGCGGGUGCUCAAAGUCCUGCGACGGCGGUUGGCAGCGGAGGGUGCGCGUGUGCCAGGGACAGGCGGUCACGGGGCAGCCGUGCGAUGGCAAUGGAGAGGAGGUCCGCAGAUGCAGCGAGCAGCGUUGCCCAGCUCCUUAUGAAAUCUGUCCAGAAGACUACUCUGUGUCCAUGCUGUGGAGAAGAACUCCCUCUGGGGAACUGGCCUUCAACAGGUGUCCACCCAAUGCCACAGGCACCACUAGUCGACGCUGCUCGCUGGAUCACCGCGGGGUGGCCUAUUGGGAACAGCCCAGCUAUGCUCGAUGCAUCACAAAUGAAUACAGAUACCUGCAACAAUCAGUCCAGGGGCACCUUGCUAAAGGUCAGAGGAAUCUGGCAGGGGGUGGCAUGUCCCAAGUUACAAAGGUCCUGUUGAAUCUCACCCAGGGACGCAAUUUCUACGCCGGUGACCUUCUGUCCUCAGUGGAGAUUCUUCGGAACGUUACGGACACCUUCAAAAGAGCCAGCUACGAACCCUCUUCUGAUGACGUGCAGAAUUUUUUCCAGAUCAUCAGUAAUCUUCUAGAGGAGGAGAACAGGGAGAAGUGGGAAGACGCACAACAGAUAUACCCAGGAUCAGUGGAGCUAAUGCAGGUCAUCGAAGAGUUCAUCCACAUCGUUGGGCUGGGAAUGAAGGACUUUCAGAACACCUACCAGAUGACAGGAAACCUGGUUGCCAGUAUACAGAGGCUGCCUGCUGUGUCUGACAAGACUGAUAUUAACUUCCCCAUGAAGGGUCGGAAAGGGAUGGUAGACUGGGCCAGAAACCCAGAGGACAAAGUCGUCAUUCCCAAAGGAAUCUUUGUACCCCAGACAGCAGAUAUGGAAGGAUCUCCUGUCUUCAUUCUUGGGACGGUCCUCUACAAAACUCUUGGCCUUAUGCUGCCUGCUCCACGGAAUAACACCGCUGUGAACUCAAAAGUGAUCACUGUGACCGUCCGACCAGAACCCAGAGUUACGGAGACCCAGCUGGAGAUUGAGUUGGCUCAUCUAGCUAAUGGAACAAUGAACCCGUUCUGUGCACUGUGGGACAGCUCUGUUAUGAACGAUUCUUGGGGCAGCUGGAGCUCUAAAGGAUGUAGAACUGUGCUCACCGAUGCAUCCCACACCAAAUGCUUAUGUGAUCGGGUAUCUACCUUCGCCAUUUUGGCUCAACAACCCAGAGAAAUAGCUAUGGAGUACUCAGGGGUCCCAUCAGUGACACUCAUAGUAGGAUGUGGUGUGUCCUGUCUGGCCUUGAUCACAUUGGCCGUGGUGUAUGCUGUUUUGUGGAGGUACAUCAGGUCUGAGAGAUCAAUUAUCCUGAUCAAUUUCUGCCUUUCAAUCAUCUGCUCCAACAUUCUGAUCCUGAUUGGACAGACGCAGACACAUAAUGCGGGCAUAUGCACGAUGACAACUGCAUUUCUGCACUUCUUUUUCCUGGCGUCCUUCUGCUGGGUUUUGACAGAGGCUUGGCAGUCCUACAUGGCCGUGACGGGAAAAGUUCGGACGAGGCUCAUCCGGAAACGUUUCCUCUGUCUGGGAUGGGGAUUGCCUGCCCUGGUUGUCGCCAUCUCAAUGGGAUUCACAAAAGCGAAAGGAUACGGGACGCCCCAAUACUGUUGGCUAUCUCUGGAAGGCGGUCUUCUGUAUGCGUUCGUGGGACCUGCUGCCGCAGUGGUGCUGGUUAACAUGGUCAUUGGUAUUCUGGUGUUUAACAAAUUGGUUUCGAGAGAUGGGAUCCUGGAAAAGAAGCUUAAACACAGAGCAGGGCAGAUGAGUGAGCCCCAUACAGGAUUAACUUUAAAAUGUGCCAAAUGUGGUGUGGUCUCAACUACUGCUUUAUCAGCAACAACGGCCAGCAACGCCAUGGCGUCUUUGUGGAGUUCCUGUGUUGUUCUGCCUCUCUUAGCUCUCACCUGGAUGUCUGCAGUGCUGGCUAUGACGGACAAACGUUCCAUUUUAUUCCAGAUCCUCUUUGCCGUCUUUGACUCCCUGCAGGGCUUUGUAAUAGUCAUGGUCCACUGUAUCCUCAGAAGAGAGGUUCAAGAUGCCUUCAGAUGUCGCCUUAGAAACUGUCAAGACCCCAUCAGCGCUGACGCGACCGGCACGUUCCCCAAUGGACAUGCGCAGAUCAUGACUGACUUUGAGAAAGACGUGGACAUCGCCUGUCGAUCAGCUCUCCACAAAGACAUGGGCUCUUGCCGGGCAGCCACCAUCACCGGUACCCUCUCUCGCAUCUCUCUGAACGACGAGGAGGAAGAGAAAGGUCCCGAGGGGCUCAAUUACUCCACGUUGCCUGGCAACAUCAUGUCUAAAGUGAUCAUCCAGCAGCCCUCCGGACUUCACAUGUCCAUGGGCAUGGGCAAUCUGGGGGAGCAGUGUUUGGACAGCACGGCCGACAUGCGGAGGGCCAUGUACCUGUGCACGGACGACGCCACCAGGCAGAACGAGCAAGAGCUAAGCGCCCACGACCUGAGCGGCCACCCCCAGCCGGGCCAGAUGGAGACGGACUACAUCGUCCUGCCCCGCAGCUCGGCGGCCGGCUCCAGCAGCGUUCCAACACUGCUGAAAGAUGACGGCAAGAUGAACAUCACCAUGGACUCUCUGUCGCACGAGAGGCUGAUGCAUUACAAGAUGGGGACCGAGUUUAACCUCGGGCAUUCGGGGAUGGACCAGCAGUACCCGGGCCAGGCCGAACACAUGCAGAACCUGCCGUUCGAACCGCGCACGGCCGUGAAAAACUUCCUGGCGGAGAUGGAGGAGAGCGGAGGGCUGUCUCGGAGCGAAACCGGCUCCACUGUAUCCAUGAGCUCUUUAGAGAGAAGGAAGUCGAGGUACCAGGAUUUAGACUUCGAGAAAGUCAUGCACACCAGAAAAAGGCAUAUGGAGCUGUUCCAGGAACUCAAUCAGAAAUUUCAAACCCUGGACCGAUUUCGAGACAUACCAAAUAUGGGCGGCAUGGACAAGAUAAUGCAGAACAAGAACCCCUGGGAGAGCUUCAACCCGGCGAGCGAAUACCAGAACUACUCCACAAUGAAUGUACUAGAACCCGACACAAAGAACUCUCUGGAGAUGACUAACGCCGAGUGGGAAAAGUGUGUCAGUCUCCCGCUGGACGUGCAGGAGGGAGAUUUUCAGACGGAAGUCUGAGGAAUAAUGAGGCGUAUGAGACGGUGGACAUAUUUUGCACUGAACAAAAACACUGAAGACUUUUCACGCAGCCUUGGAACGACAUAUCUGGAUUCUAGGAGAAUAGCAGGGACGAUACGUGCCAAUAAGAUUUUAAAAAACAAAGGCGCAGGAUAAGAAGACUUUAGAAAAAGACAAAAAAACAUCUGUGUUAUCUUUUCUUUUGUAUUCGCACUCGUGUAUUUAGUGGGGGGCAGACAUGUACAAUAUCGAACAUCGCGUGUUUCAAACGUACCAAUCGGAAAAGAUUGGGUCCUGAUAUCUCGAGUCCCAGAUGAGAGAAAUGAACAAGACACAACGUGUGACGUCCACCCACGAGCGGCAGCGGGUUCACGUUCGACUGGAGACGAGCCCGGCAACACAAUGUAUAUACUUGAGCAGGUUUUUAAAAACGUUUAUAACAAGUCCGUUUGGCCAUUACUACACUUUUUACUUUAUAAUACGAAAAGAGAAAACUAUUCAGAGGCAAAGAGAGAUUUCACUGUCAUUUAAAAACGAAUGUUUGUCAAGCUACAUUCUUCAUUGCUUUAAAUGCAAUAAAGGUAAUACUCACUUUUUUAUGAAUAAUAUAUUUCAAAACUUUAAUACUGCAGAAUCUGCUUGGAAGCUCAGUAAAGCUCUCUCAUCUGCAGCCCUGUAUAAAAUAUUUAAAAAUCCAAAAUGUUGUAUGGUGUAAAUAAAACUUUUGUCUACAUAUGUUUUACUUGUGCCAAGUUUAUUUUAAUGAGAAAAGAGAAAAUGCCAACAUGAUGAGAGAGUUAUAGCGAAAAAUGUUAACAUUUGAAAACGGAAUGUAAAUAAAAGAGGAAAUAUGUUCGUACUGCUUCAGAGAGCUUGUCAA
Molecule: messenger RNA, 5812 nt
Organism: Triplophysa rosa
Lineage: Eukaryota; Metazoa; Chordata; Actinopteri; Cypriniformes; Nemacheilidae
Gene: adgrb3
Product: adhesion G protein-coupled receptor B3
Exons: 31
Coding region: 394-4932 (1512 amino acids)
Biological process (GO): cell surface receptor signaling pathway; adenylate cyclase-activating G protein-coupled receptor signaling pathway; neuron remodeling
Cellular component (GO): plasma membrane; synaptic cleft; postsynapse
Molecular function (GO): G protein-coupled receptor activity
Source: RefSeq, a predicted model, not a curated record